Molecule: messenger RNA, 1662 nt
Organism: Canis lupus familiaris (dog)
Lineage: Eukaryota; Metazoa; Chordata; Mammalia; Carnivora; Canidae
Product: glycine-rich cell wall structural protein 1-like
Exons: 32
Coding region: 27-1325 (432 amino acids)
Source: RefSeq, a predicted model, not a curated record
UGUGCCCUCCCACUGCACUCGGCAUCAUGGGCACCUGGGCCUUCCCCACGGCCUUUUUCCUGCUCUGCUUGACUUCUGAGAGCCUUCAAGGCGGGCUACCUCCGUUGUCUCCAGGCCUAGGGAAAGGCUUAGGGAGCCCCAAUGGCUACAGAUCAGGCUAUGGCCCCCUCGGUGGCCUGGGAGCAGGAUUUGGGAACGGGAAUGGACUGGGAACACAGCCAGGCAUCAGAGCGGGUGUGAGAGCCCAGAAGCCAGGGUUUGGGAACGGAAAUGGGCUGGCAGCAGGGGCCUUCCCGGGUGCUGUCACCCAGCCAGGUUUUGGAGGUGGUGUGCAACCCCAGAAGCCAGAAUACGGAAAUGGACUGGGAAUGGGUGCCUUCCCAGGGCUGGGAGCCCAGCCAGGAGUUGGAGGGGGCGGGAAGCCUCAAAAGCCAGCAUUCGGCAAUGGGAACAGAAUGGGAGUCGGAGCCCAGCCAGGCCUGGGAGCAGGUGUAAGUCCACAGAAGCCAGGAUUCAGGAAUGGGAAUGGGCUAGGAGGCGGUGCCUUCCCAGAAGCAGGAGCCCAACCAGGCUUUGGAGGGGGUAUGAAGCCCCAGAAGCCAGGCCUAGCAACCCAGAAUGGAUAUGGAGCAGGCUUUGGGGUGGGCACGAAGCCUCAGAAGCCAGGAUUCGGGAACGGCAACGGGCUGGGAGCCCAGCCAGGCCCUGUGGUUCCCAUGGGCUACAGACCAGUCUACAGGAACGGGCUGGGAGCAGGAACCUUCCCAGGAGAGGGGGCCCAGCCAGGCCUGGGAAGGGGCCUGAGCCCUCCAAAGCCAGGAUACUUGCCAGGGCCCCGGCUGCAGCUCCCAGCAGGAUAUGGCAACGGAAAUGGGUUGAGGGCCCAGUCAGCACCGACUCCGGGCAUCUCCUGGGGACUGAAGCCUCAGAAAGCAGGGUCCCAGCUCCCGAAUGGCUAUGGAGUAGGCUUUGGUGGUGGCCUCAAGCCUCAGAAAGUCGGUUUUGUUUAUGGGAAUGGUCUGGGAGCCGGGGUCUUCCUGCAGCCAGAGUUCCCUGGGGCCAAUGGCCUUAGGAACGGCUACGGGGAGGAAGCACCUGCCUACCCCAAAGCAGCAGUUCCAGGCCCCGAAGGAAAUGGUCAGGCCGGGGCCCUCCGCAGCUCUUCCUGGCCCUCUGUCCAGCCCUGGGGCCUCGCCCCAAAGCCUGGAUAUGGGGCUGGAGCGACCUAUGGACAGCUGAGGCCAGAGCUGGGCCCCGGACCCUUCGGCAGCCCUGAUGCGAAGAGAGGCAGCAGCGGCCUGGGAAACGGCUAUGGAGGCCCCUGACCUCUUGGGAGGCGCUGAGCCCUGAGGCCCUGCUGCUGACCCCUCCUGAGCACCCUGGACGCAGCCUGGGGUGUUGGGCAAGGGCGCCCAGACCCGGGUGCGUGCUUCUGGCCUGGGGUCUCCUGCAGGCUGAAAGUAUUAAUGAAGGCGACGUGCUUCCCUGUUUGGCUGCGUGCUGUGUGCUGCUGCGGGCCGUCACCUCAUUCACCUGUUCCCUAACGGGGCAGCGCUUUGUCACCAUCCAGAGGGGGAGCCACAUCCCAGUUAGGGGACCUGUGCAUUAUUGAUGUCCAUGUUUAUAAUCAACCUAUUAAAGCAAAAAAUCUUUUUCUCUUAA